Messenger RNA from Pyrgilauda ruficollis (rufous-necked snowfinch), 3807 nucleotides. RefSeq names its product golgi membrane protein 1 (gene GOLM1). Gene Ontology annotation, cellular component: Golgi apparatus. Bases 239 to 1477 code for a protein of 412 amino acids. The record is from RefSeq and is a predicted model, not a curated record. NCBI's taxonomy places the organism in Eukaryota, Metazoa, Chordata, Aves, Passeriformes, Passeridae. The transcript is spliced from 11 exons.
AACGAGAGGCGACGCGCCGGCCCUCGCCCUUCUGCUCGGGGGGGCCGCAGCCGGCGGCACGGUGAGUUUGUAAAUCCUUGUGAAAGGCAUGUAGGAAGUUUAUGGUCAGCAGACUUCAGUUCUUCAGUUGAGUUCAGUGCACAAACUUUAAAUCUCCAGUGGCAAAAUGUUAGUUUGACCUUUUUUGACUUGCAAAUUCGAAAGGAAAAACCACCCUCAGACAGUGUUGCUGCAGAGGAUGGUUUCCAUACUUGCUGUGAUUCUUCGGAUUUGUUCUUUUCUUGAAAUGGUAGGACUAGGAAACAGCUGUCGUGGGAUGAAGUCUCCACCUCUCCUCAUGGCUGCGCUCGUGGCGUGCAUAAUUGUUUUGGGUUUCAAUUACUGGGCUGCAAGUUCUCGCAGCAUGGAUCUGCAGGGUCGAGUCAUGGAUCUGGAAGGCAAAGUCCGCAGGGCGGCAGCGGAGAGGGGUGCUGUGGAACAAAAAAAGAAUGAAUUCCAAGGGGAGCUAGAGAAGCAGCGACAGCAGAUUGACAAAAUCCAGUCCUUGCACAGCUUUCAGAUGGAAAAUGCCAACAGAGUACAUCAGGAAGAGAAGGCGAUGCUGAUGAGUAACAUUACAGUAAAUGAUAGAUUGAUUCAGAGUCUACGAGAACACUUGAAAGAGUUACAGACGGAGUAUGGAAAGCUACAGCAGGAUGUUUAUUGGUUUCAGAAGAACCAGACUAACCUUCAAAGGAAGUUCUCAUAUGACCUCUCACAGUGCAUUAACCAGAUGAAAGAAUUAAAAGAACAAUGUGAAGAAAGGAUAGAUGAGCUUAGAAAAAAGAGUAGCGAUGUACCACAAAUCAAAGAAAACAAAGACGUCACAGAAGAUAGCCAGGUUGAUACUCAACUGCCAGCCUUGAAGCAAACAGGGUUCAAGCAGGCUGACUUGGAACAGCAGAAAACAAAUGAAGAUGUUCCUAAAGCAGUACCUACAGUAAAAAAGACAGACCUGAUGCAGGCUAAAGAAAGAACAGACAGCCUAACUGACAUGAGAAAACAGAAGCCUAAGGCAGAAGAGGAGCAGCUUUCUAGUCACUUGGAAAAACCUCAAGAGUCGCUCAAGGCUGCUGCAGGCCACAAGGAGAUGCUGCCUAUGUCAGAGAAGGACCCAAAUCCACCUGAGGAUGAGAAAAAUGUAGCUGGGCAAGAUAUGUCAGAGCCAGCAGCACAGCAGGCUGCCAGUGAGGAAGUUGAGAGGGAACAGUUCCUAAAUUACGAUGAUAAGCAGGAUGACUUGCUCCCUGGAAAGGCUGACAAACAGGAGCAUGAAGCAGUGAACCAGGACAAGGAUGUCGAUUACAAUUUAGAUGUGAACGAAGCUGAAUCAGAAACUGACAAGCAAGCAGCACUUGCUGGGAGUGAAAAUGUUCAAAACCAUGAAGAUACAAAGAACCGCUUACCUGACGAUGGUGAAGGACGACAGAAGUUGUGAACAAAGGAAGUUCAUGAUACAACUGAAUCACCUCUUCCUCCAAAUGCAGCAAUGAUCCAAGUAAAGUGAUCUUAGAAGGUUUUGAUUGUCUUCUAAAGGCUUGACUAAGGGCCCAAACGAAGUAGUAUUUUCUUGUGAAGUUUUAGUACUGUUGCAGUGAGGAAAAGAAGUAAAUCUCUGGAGGCUUGUUUCAAAGCAGUUGGCCUCUGCAAUGACUUUCUCCUUCCUAUCAAUUAUAAAAUUGCAAUCAGGUAGCAAUAAAGUUAGUAGCUUUGAAGUUGGCUACCUUGUACAGUCAUACUUCAGUAAGCCUAUGUGUGGAUUGGUGGCAGAUGAUGAGCAGUCCUCUGACAAGGAUGGAUCUCUCUGCUGGGCAAUGCACAGUAGAGAAAUCCCCAGCUUAGUUUUAAGAAUUUAAGGGGCUGUGUUAUUGUAACAAAACAUGGGAAGGAUGAAAACUAGUCCAUGCUGCAGUCUACCCUUGUGCCUGUUCUGGCACUUUUUUACUGCAACACAGACUGAGAAAGCACAAUUGCAGUCUUCAGAUACUAUGCAGAAUGAUACAUGUACCUGGGCCUCUAAAUUAAAUUCCUACAAUACACUGUUGAGAUGUGUUCUUAGCUUCAAAGUUAAAAAAAAAAAAAACAACCAAAAAGGAUUCUGACAAUAGAAGCUUCUUGCUAAGAGACUAGCCAGGAAGAUUUUUCUGAAAGCUUUGUUGGAUUCCACAAGGUCAGUACUACAGUUUGGCUUGGUUACCACUACUGGGCACAAGUGUAGUGUAAAAAUUCGAACUCAUAAACUUUUCAGGACAGAAGCCCUCUGAAAUGGUGUGCUGCAACUACCCUUUACUCCACCCAGACACUGUCUUUUGUGAAAACAGAAGAAUGCAAAUGCUUGCUUUGUACAACAGCGAUCUCAGCUGUUCAGUGUGACUAAUCUUCUCUUCUGGACUUAAGGAGGUAACCAGAUUAUGCAUUUAGAAGACAAGGCAGUGUCUACCACAGGUGAAGUUUUAGUUGUUGUGAAGUUGUACAUUAAUCACAAUGUAUCAUCUUGUUAAUGUUCUGCAGUUUUUUCUGUAACUUGUUAAAUGUAAACUAAAAACUAUUUUACUUGCUGUGAGCUACAAAAUGCCCUCUACUUACCACAAAGGCACCCUUAACUGCAGUCCAACCACCAUGUAUAACCAGCUGGUUUGAAGAAAUUUUAAUAUUUGUGUCUGCUCCCAAGACUGACCCCUGUGUUUGGAACAUUGUGAGUGUGAACCAGCCUCUGUCGAGACAGCACAGCAGCCAGACAGCUGUGACUAACUUGCCAACCAGCAUUCCAUUUAAGAAAUUUUGCUUUGCUUUCCGUUAAAGCACUUCACAUUGUAACUCCUUUUGUGCUGUGUCACUCUUCAGUGUACUAGUUUAUAGCUCCUGUACCUUAAGAUGAAGCUCGUUCUUUUGGGUAUGAAAAGAGAAUUAGUUGUCAUCAAAUGAAGGUUAGAGUUUAAGUCAAAAGAUACUUGUUAAGCCUAAACACAGAAACAGUUCAUUAACAGUUUUUCACCAUUUAAGUAAGACCUAACUGGUCUAGUCUACUACAGUCAAUAUAGCAGGGAAAACAUGCUUGUAAACAGGACAGAAGAGGAAUGAGCAUCUCUUUUGGCAAGUAUUGGGAAACUCAGGUUACUGGGAUUUUUUUUUUUUUUUCUUGCAAGUAAUGACAUGUUUGAACAUCAAAGUGUUUACCCAUAAUUUGGAUAAAAAUAUUUACCCAUUUUCUGUGCAUUUUCCUAGGACUUAAUCUGUAAACAAUUAUGCAGCUGAGAUUUAAGUUGAUCAGGAAUUUAAUAUUGAUUGUUAAAAAGCAUAUAUUCUAACAGUAAAAAAUAGACAGUGAAACACUAUAUUCAAGUUGAAUGAAUAGCUUUACCAGUAUCAAGUUAAAAAUUCCAAAGAAUCAAACACUUAAGGGUAAUUAAUAUAUUGCCAGAGGAUUAUUUUAAAACUAAUUGUUUUGGCUGUGCUUCUGUACAUUUUUGGGCUUCUCCUAGCCAGCUGGAUGUUGUCCUCCAUAAAUAUGACCACCUCUGUACAAAGCACACUUGUAAACCUCUGAGGGCAAAGGGUCUGAAAACAUGCAUAAGAGCAAUGUUCAAAAUGAAGGAAUACAGUUCUAUUCACGAUGACUUCAAGUGCUUCAAUCUAAUUUGGGCAGUCGAUUUCUAGUAGGCAAGAGCCUAUAUGUCUACUGUACAGAAUUUUAGAAUUAAAAGAGAUUAAUUUGGAACUGUGGUGUACAUAGUGUUGUCUCUCACUAAAAUUUUUAGUUGUGUGAGG